AUGCUCCUCCCCCCCCGCCCGCCCCCGUCUCUCUCCCGCCCUGCCCUCUACCGCCUCUUCCUCCACCACCUCCGCCUCCUUCCCGAUCCACAGGUAUGGGCCACCGCCGUCCCUCUCGUCCGCAAGCUGCUCAGCACCCCAGGCCCCCCUCCAACCGCACCCCCAGAGGAUGCCGAAGCGAGGGCGAAAUGGGAGAGCAUCAGGGCGUGGAGGGCUGAGCGUGCGAUGAAAAAGGCAAACAAGGAGCUGAGCCAGCUACGCGCUGCAGUGGCUUGCCAUCCUCACGCCCUCUCACGGCUAAUAGAAAGCAGCUACUACCAGCGAGGCGCUUCACGCUGGGAUCGCCUUCGAUCGAUUCUGAUCCAGUCAAAUCCUUCCUCUCCCCAGCUCGAUACACUUUCCACCCCCAUACCCUCUCCGCUUCGCCCCUUGAUGCCCCGCCAGCCCGGCCCAUCCGACCCCAUUGUCCGUGCGCGAUCAGCAAUCCCAGAGCGGAGACGCGAAAACAGAAAGACCAAGCUGCACGAACGGAAUUGGAAUCUCAUGAAAGCACCCAUCUAUCUUCCUGAUCCGCGGCCUGGAUCGGGGCAGGGGAGAGAGAAAGAGAGAGCAAAAGUGGAGAACAUGAGUAUCCUGGCGGGCAUCUCAGAAGGGUCGAUAACCACUCUGAAUCUUCCACCCCACAUCGCUCGCAUCAUCCCCAACCUUGGUUCACGACGCAAAUUACCACUGAAACCCUAUCCGCCCCCGCGUCCGAGCCAUACAAAGCAGAACCCAUCAACGUGGAAGCUGCCCCGAGAGUUUACCGGACGGAUGAGAGAGCGCGUUUAUCGGCGGGUUUGGGACAGCCUGCCAUGGGUUCGGCCCGUCAGCGAGGGCGGGGCAUGGAAAUCGUGUACGUGGGUAGACGUUCAGGCGUGGGAGCAAGGUGUCAUGGGCAGGGACUCGACGAGCUCAGAGACCCGGGGAAAGAGCGCGGGAAAGAAGGGAAGGAAGGCUGCAAAGGUCAACCAAGCCUAUGAAGACAGGGACCUGGAUCCUCGCAAGUGGCCACAUGCGACAGACAGAGACUAUCAAUGGCUUGCACGCGAUUUUAGUGAGGCUGUUGGGUCAACAGCCGAUGUGAUUCACAAAGCAUCAAUAUAG
Molecule: messenger RNA, 1146 nt
Organism: Cryptococcus wingfieldii CBS 7118
Lineage: Eukaryota; Fungi; Basidiomycota; Tremellomycetes; Tremellales; Cryptococcaceae
Exons: 3
Coding region: 1-1146 (381 amino acids)
Source: RefSeq, a predicted model, not a curated record